This is a messenger RNA of Vicugna pacos (alpaca), 2666 nucleotides long. NCBI's taxonomy places the organism in Eukaryota, Metazoa, Chordata, Mammalia, Artiodactyla, Camelidae. The record is from RefSeq and is a predicted model, not a curated record.
AUACUUGGCACCACCCACGUUGUCCAUGGUACAGUGCUUGCCGAGGGGGAGCCCUGGCUGUCGCUGGUCUCAUGCAGCCUGUUUGUUCUGGGGGCACUGGCUGGUGACAUUGUCAGCCUCUCACCAAGGCCCUGUCUCACCCUGGCCACAGGUGGUUUCAACAAGUUCCAGACAGAGUACUCAGAGCACUGCGAGACCAAUGUGGAUAGCUCGUCCUCCCCGAGUGGCUCGCCGCCCACCUCGGUGCUGGGCCUGGGGGGCCUCCGCAUCAGCUCUGACUGCUCCGAUGGUGAGUCGGACCGAGAGCUGCCCAGCAGUGCCACCGAGUCGGACGGCAGCCCUGUGCCAUCCAGCCAACCGACCUUCCCCGUCCAGAUCCUGCCCUACCUCUACCUCGGCUGCGCCAAGGACUCCACCAACCUGGAUGUGCUCGGCAAGUACGGCAUCAAGUAUAUCCUCAAUGUCACGCCCAACCUGCCCAACGCCUUCGAGCACGGGGGCGAGUUCACCUACAAGCAGAUCCCCAUCUCUGACCACUGGAGCCAGAACCUCUCCCAGUUCUUCCCUGAGGCCAUCAGCUUCAUUGAUGAGGCCCGCUCCAAGAAGUGUGGGGUCCUGGUGCACUGCCUGGCCGGCAUCAGCCGCUCGGUGACCGUCACGGUGGCCUACCUGAUGCAGAAGAUGAACCUGUCACUCAACGACGCCUACGACUUUGUCAAGAGGAAAAAGUCCAACAUCUCACCCAACUUCAACUUUAUGGGGCAGCUGCUGGACUUCGAGCGGACGCUGGGGCUGAGCAGCCCGUGUGACAACCACACCCCCAGCGAGCAGCUCUACUUCUCCACGCCCACCAACCACAACCUGUUCCCGCUCAACACGCUCGAGUCCACGUGAGGCCGGGGGCCCGGGGGCUGGUCCCUCCCCGGUCCUCCCUGGGGCCAGCUGGGAGGGCCCACACCCGCUGCCUCUGGCCUGAGGAACCUGGACAUCGCCUGUGCCCAGAGGCCCGGGCUGAUGGGCGGCCGAGCUUCCCGCGCCAUCUCAGGGCUGGUGCAGCCCCCAGCAAGGCCUCCCCCGGCAGGACUUUCCAGCGGGGCCCUCCACGCUCAGACCCGUGGCUUGGUGAGUCCCGCGGGGGCCCCCUCCUUGUCCCAGGACACUCUUUUCUGCUGAUGGCCCAGCCAGUUUGGCUAGUUUUUUUAAAGACACAUCCAUGGACCUGAGUUUACUUUUUACUUUUGGCAGGUAAAUCCGAGCUCCCUGGAGCACAGAGUGUUCAUGCUCUUCUUGAUUUUUCUUUUUUUAAUGAAAAGUGUUAUUUUCAGGCUACAUGCAACAGUGGAUUGUAUAAACCAGUAUUUCAUCCCUUUCUUGAUCCUGCGAGAGAGAGAAAUGUUCUCAGUUUUGUUUUUCUAUUUCAAAAAGCAGUUUUUGGGUUUUUGUUUUUAAUGGAGAAGACAAACCCCACGUUGAUCUUGACCAAAUGCGUUUUGCACAUGUGUGAAGCCUCCAUUUCUGCAGCAGCCCUUCUUAAAAGGGGUGGCUUGCUGCUCUCCCGGCAUCGGGACCCCCAGCCCUGCCCAGACCUCCCACCUCUGCCCAGCCCGACUUGGCACUGCAUUUGCCUGUGAUGACUGCCGCGGGUUGUGAGUCAGGGGCUGGACAGGCGGCCUUGGUGUUCUCUGCCCUCCCAGCUGCCCUUCUGGUAGUCCCUGAAGACUGCCUGAGGCAGGAGAUGGAGGCCCUGUCGCUGUCCUGCUGGACAUGGGGCCACGGGGGACUGCCAAACAGUAGCAUUAGCCCUUUGGGCUCAGCCCUGGGUUGAGGGGGCUGGGCCCCAGGCCCUUUUCUAUAUGUACCCACUACUUCUGUCUGUCUCUCUCUCUCUGUUUGUAGCUGAGAGUAGAGGCCCAGGGACCGGGGAAGCUUUUUGGUGGUGCGGCCCAGCCCCACCUCCCGAGUUUCUUCCCACACCCUGGCCUUCGCUCUGGUUCAGCUGCCACCCCCAGCCCCCUUGUCCCGUGGAAGCCUGCCCUGCGCUCAUCUCACCCAUGCCUUCCAUUAAGAAACUCGCACCCAUUUCAAUCCCAGCGCAGGGAUGCAGCGAGGAUAGACUAGGAAAGAAAGGGGUGUGAGGCUCUGUCCAUCCCCCACCCUGCCCCUGUAUCCACAGAACAAAGCCACGGAUUCCGUUAUCCUCCUCCAGUUCUGUUCCUUCUCCAAGCUCAGUGCUCCCAGGUGUCAGGACUGCAUGGGGUCCCCGGGAGGGGUGAGCAGUCGAGCCGGGGUCCCUGAGCGAGCCCACCCUCAGCAUGAGAGCGAGGCCACGGAAACUCCGCCCCCACUGCAUCUUACCUCACAGGGGUGGUUUUCAGGGAUUCUUUAAGGCAGCAGAUUAAAAUCUUGCCACAGUUGAGAAAUUGACAAAAAGCUUCCAUGCUGUACAUGGUUCUCUUCCUCUCUUUUUUACCUUUAAAAAGAAAAACCCAGAAAGAUGCAUCAGAUUUGUGUAAAUGAGGGUAUGCCAAGAGGGUGGCCAGUUUUGCUUUAUGAUCUUAUGAAGGAAAAUUUGUGACCCUACAUAUAUACACACAUACAUAUAUAUAUCCCGAACCAGCAACGGGACUUUGUUUAUAUUGCAAAUAAAUAUUAUUUUUUCUUUAAAA